Molecule: messenger RNA, 5804 nt
Organism: Rubroshorea leprosula
Lineage: Eukaryota; Viridiplantae; Streptophyta; Magnoliopsida; Malvales; Dipterocarpaceae
Source: the annotation of a GenBank genome assembly
UAGCGAUCGUUUAUCAAGAAAAGUUUUUUGAUCCUCUUUUUGCUUUUCCUGGGCAUAAAGCAGCCAUAACCAUGCCUAGGAGAGUUGGAAAAGAAGUUGCACAACAAGUGGAAGUGGCUCCUGUGAGUCCAAGACAUUCCGAAGGUGAAAAUAGUCCGAAGCAUCUUCCACCUAUUUCUCCCUUGGCAGAUCGAUCAUAUGGCAAUCCCAUAUAUCGCAAUGAUGAUGAGGAGAAAGUUGAUUCUACUGAGUCAAGCAAUAAAAUAUCUCAAGAACUUCAGCAGAUAAGGAAGCUACAAGAAGAAGCCAAUCAGAACAUAAAGCAUAGUCUACAAAGCUUUCUACAAGCCCAACGAAAACAUUCAGAUCAUUUCACUCAAUGUUUGAAUGUUAUUGACAGGGCCAUUCAUGACAAUUCUCGAGCUAUUCGAGAAGAAGUAGCAGAAAGUCGCAGAACCCUCACUGCAGUUUCUGAGAGAACCAUAGAACAUGUUCGACAGCAACAAAAUGUUCCAAGGCAACCCUUCAAUAGGCAGCAACAAAACAAUCCUGUUGGUGGCAUCCUUGGACCACAAGAUCCUGUGGAAGUAGCAUUCCGUGCAGCUGAGCAACUCAACGCCAAUCAACAAAGAUAUUCAACCAUUGAACACAUUGGUAGGUUCACUAUUCAAUGUGGGGAGGCAUCGGGUGAUGAUUUUUUGAAGUUGAGACUCUUCCCAAGUUCUUUAAUUGGUACGGCACUGACAUGGUAUUUAAGUUUGCCGCAAAUUUCUAUGUUCACCUGGAGACAAAUGGAAGAUUUGUUUCAUAUUCAAUUCUACCGCUCAGAGCCUGAGAUAUCCAUGGCUGAUCUUUCUAGACUGACUCAACGACCAGGGGAAUCUUCAAAAAAUUAUCUUAUGCGGUUUAGAAAAGCCCGGAUGAAGUGCCAUGUUGCCUUACCAGAGCAAGAGUUCGUGAAGCUUGCUCAGAAUGGUUUAGACAUUGAACUUCAAAAGAAGUUUGAGGGGAUGGAAUUCAGAGACUUCUUUGAGCUCUCUUAUAAGGUGGCACGUUAUGAGAACCUUUUAAGAGAGGAAUCCCAAAGAAAGGCAAUGUUGCAAGGAACUUAUUAUCAGGAUGCUUUUGACCUUGAUGUUGCCGUGGUCUUUGCAGACAAGCUAGUAACUUGUCCUAAUCUAGUGAAAGUCACUCAACAGGUUGAGGCGGCUGCAAAGCAUCUCUCGUAUGAAUCUAGGAGACAAUACACAUUUGAUGUGAUUAAAGCAAAUGAAAUCUUUGAUUAUUUGAAAAAGUCAGGACAUAUUAAGCUACCGCAGGGGCAUAGGCUCCCAACGGUUGCUGAAAUUGCAUCCAAAGAUUACUACAAGAUUGACAAAGGGUUGCUUCGUUUCCCUGAAAAACCCAAGGAAGUCAUAGGGGUUGGUGAGAAUCCUUUUCCGAACAUUGAUGUUGGAGUUAAUGUUGAUGACAUAAGGAGCAUCUCUCAAAGGACGUAUAAAGGGCGAACUUUGGCUGCAGAUGACCUUCGCUGGGUGAUUGAGAAGGAAAGGGAACAUCGUGCCCAACAAAAUCAGAGGCUCGGAGGGCAACACCAUGUUGCCAGAAUCUAUGCAUCUGGAUCCAGGAUGAAGGAGGCUCGACAUACAGAUCGCUCUCGUAUAAUCGGCAGCAUCUCUAUUAACCUCUCUUGUUUGGUUCUCACACUUCCUUUGGUUUUUCAAGCCAAGGGCAGCGAGACUACCUAUGUUCCUACCCAUGUUUCCAAUGGCAGCAUGUUUGUUGAAGAAGAAGUGAUAGAGGUUCCAGCCCAAGAAGAGGAAGAGGAGCACGAUAUCCUUUUAGAACAAAUUAUCUUUAACAAACUAGAUGAAAGUGUGGCUUGUCAUAUAAAGCCACUCUACAUUUCAACUCACAUGGAUGGAGUUCCAGUGAAUCGAGUCCUUGUUGACAAUGGAGCAGCAGUCAACGUCAUACCUUCUUUUACGCUGAGGAAUUUGGGUAAAAAUUCUGAGGACUUGGUUUAUACUGACGUAACCAUCAGUGAUUUCAUAGGUGGUGUUAACAAAUCAAAAGGAGUGCUGUCGGUUGCACUUACUGUCGGCAGCAAGACGUCAAUGAGUGCUUUCUUUGUUGUAGACUCUUCUGCAACUUAUAAUGCAUUACUGGGACGUGAUUGGAUCCAUUCGAAUUGGUGUGUUCCAUCUACUCUCCAUCAAAGACUCAUUUUUUGGAAUGGAGGCAAGACUGAGGUGGUUUAUGUUGACAACAGACCAUUCUUAGCCAAUUCCAAUAUGGUGGAAGCACAAUACUAUGAUGAAGACGUAGGAACCAUUUGUUUCUUCGGCAUGGAUAGACAAGGAAGACCUCGUGGAAUCACUAUUGCAACAAGCCUACCUUGGCUAAAAGCAAAUCUGUCAGAAGUGGUACAUGAAGGUGAGGAGGACACCCAUACCGACGGAGUCACAAUGGAGGAGUUAGAUCUAGCCCCUGUGAAGCUGGAUGACCUCAGGGUCGAUGUACAAGAUCCAUUGAAGGAAGUUAAUCUGGGAACGGAGGCAGAGCCACGCAUUACUUUUGUCAGUGGCUUGUUGCCGCCAGGGAUGCGAGAUCAAAUAAUUUGUUUACUACAUGAAUUCAAAGACUACUUUGCUUGGGAUUAUUCUAAGAUGCCAGGUUUAGACAGAGAGUUGGUAGAGCAUAGACUACCAAUCAACAAAGGAUAUAAGCCAUACAAACAGCCGCCACGCCGUAUGUCUCCAAAAGUGAUUUUGAAGGUGAAGGAAGAAGUGGAGCGGCUGCAUAAAGUUGGUUCUAUACGGACAGCCAGGUACUCAGAAUGGUUGUCUAAUAUUGUUCCAGUAGUGAAGAAGAAUGGAAAGCUUAGAGUUUGCAUUGCUUUUUGGAACUUAAAUCUAGCCACACCAAAGGAUGAAUACCCCAUGCUAGUAGCAGAUUUACUUGUUGAUGGGGUUGCACGCCAUCGCAUUUUAUCUUUUAUGGAUGAGCAUAGUGGCUAUAAUCAGAUUUUUAUUGCAGAGGAAGACAUAAGUAAAACGGCGUUUCGUUGCCCUGGAAACAUAGGUACGUAUGAAUGGGUUGUGAUGCCGUUUAGGUUGAAAAAUGCAGGAGCUACAUAUCAGCGGGCCAUGAAUGCAAUUUUCCAUGAUAUGAUUAGCCGCUUCAUGGAGAUUUAUAUCGAUGAUGUUGUUGUUAAAUCCAUGGAGGAUGAAGAACAUUUGGAGCACUUGAGAAAAGCUUUUGAAAGAAUGCGACAACAUGGUUUGAAGAUGAAUCCUCUCAAGUGUGCUUUUGGUGUUAUAGCAGGGAAUUUUUUGGGUUUUCUGGUCCAUGAACGAGGCCUAGAGGUGGACAAAAACAAAGCAAGGGUCAUAGUUGAAGCGCGGCCACCACAAAAUAAAAAGGAAUUACAAAGGUUUUUUGGUCAGCCUGAUGCAGAUUUUAAAUGGGAGAGGCAGCACCAAGCCGCCUUUGAUGCCAUAAAGGAAUACUUGUCCAAGCCACCUGUGUUGGUUCCUCCAGUUAAGAAUAAACCUUUAUUGCUGUAUAUAUUCGCCGCAGAUGAGUCAAUUGGUUGUCUGCUGGCACAAGAGAAUAAUAAUAAACAAGAACAAGCUGUUUAUUAUUUGAGUAGAGCUUUGAAUCCGACCGAAGUGAAAUAUUCUUCGGUUGAGAAAUUGUAUUUGGCUUUGUUCUUUGCAGCAAUAAAAUUGAGGCACUAUUUAUUGUAUUCGGAGGUGUUUGUUGUUUCAAAAACUGAUGUCAUAAAAUACAUGCUGUCGCGACCACUCUUAAGAGGCCGCAUUGGUAAGUGGAUUCUUGCACUUACUGAAUUUAAUCUGAGAUAUUUGCCUCAAAAGGCCGUCAAAGGACAGGCUUUAGCAAACUUUUUAGCAGAUCAUCCUUGUUUAGAUAUUAACGUUGAUGAAGACAAGGGAAUCAAUCUCUUUUCGAUUGACUUGGUUCCUUGGAGGCUUAUUUUUGAUGGGUCUAGCACUGAUCAAGCCUUCGGAGCUGGAAUUAUUAUUGUUUCUUCAGAUGGCAUAAAAACCCAAUGGUGUUUUCAAUUGGAUUUUGAAUGCACUAAUAACCAAGCAGAAUAUGAAGCUUUGGUAAUUGGCCUUGAGUUGUUGGUAGAGUUGAAUGUGCCAUCGGUUGAAAUUGUGGGUGAUUCUCAAUUAGUUCUCAAGCAAUUGAGUGGCGAAUACAAGUGUACAAGCAUGGUUUUGUCUCCAUAUUUUGCCACUGCCAUCCAAUUACUGGAGGAAUUUGAUGAUGUCUCCCUGAAGCAUAUUCAUCGCAACAUGAAUAUUGAAGCAAAUGAACUUGCGCAGAUUGCUUCUAGUGUAAAAAUGCCUGAAGGCAUCUUGGAGAAAGUCAUCGUCAUUGAGAAACGUAUAUUGCCUUCAAUUCAUCAAAGAGGAGUAACGGUGGAAGCAUGCUCACUAGAUGUCACACCUACAGACUGGAGGCAUCCAAUAAUAGAACAUUUGAGGAAUCCCAGUUCUAAAACAUCAAGGAGAACGAGGAUGCAAGCUUUAAACUAUGUGCUACUCGGGGAUGUCUUGUAUCGUAGGGGGCAGGAUGAAUUAUUAUUGCGUUGCCUCGGUCUUGAUGAAAGUUGCCAUGUGAUGUUAGAUGUUCAUAAUGCGCCAGCAUUUGAGUUUCAUCCUAUUGUCAAGCCAUGGCCUUUUCGUGGCUGGGCAAUUGAUUUGAUUGGGAAAAUCUAUCCACCUUCUUCUAAAGGCCAUUCUUUCAUAAUAGUUGCUAUAGACUACUUUACUAAGUGGGUGGAGGCAAGGCCUAUGAAGAAGGUUGAGCAAGGAGAUGUCAUCAAGUUCAUAAAAGAGGAUUUGAUCCACAGGUUUGGUCUUCCAGAAACUAUCACUUCUGAUCAAGGUACUGCUUUUGUUGGAUCUCAAGCAGAGGCCUUUGCAAAAGACAUGGGAUUUCAUUUGCUUAAUUUAACUCCGCAUUAUGCACAAGCAAAUGGUCAAGCAGAGGCAUCUAAUAAGAUUAUCAUCAACAUCCUGGAGAAAAUGGUUGAUGAUAAUCCCAAGAGAUGGCAUGAGCUUUUUUCAGAUACUCUCUGGGCAUACAGAACCUCACAACGGAGUUCAGCUAAGGUGACCCCAUUCUCGCUUACUUAUGGUCAUGAUGCUGUCUUACCUAUGGAAUUAACGGCAAGGUCUUUGUGGAUUGCAAUUCAAAAUGGAUUGAAUUCUGGGGAAUACAAUGAGGCCAUGAUCAUGGAAUUGGAAGACCUUGAGGAAGCAAGGCUAACAGCAUUGGAUGUGAUGAAGGCCCAUAAGCUUAAAGUGGCACAAGCUUACAACAAAAGGGUCAAGCAAAAGAAUUUAACCGAAGGAAGCUUGGUUUGGAAGGCUGUGCUGCCACUUGGCAAGAAGGAUCCCAGAUAUGGUAAGUGGUCCCCUAAUUGGGGAGGACCAUUCCAAAUUCAUAAAGUUCUUAAAGGGGGUGCUUACUGGUUAAAGUCUUUGAAUGGGGAGUUGCAUUUGCGCAAGAUCAAUGGCAUCUACUUGAAACCAUAUUAUCCGAUUGUGUGGGAGGCACGGGAUAGUUCUGCCUCCACGUCUGCAUGAUCCAGGUUUGCAGACAUUUGUAUAUUAUUUGAUUCAAGUUGUUUUUCUUUUAAUAAGGACACGUAGAGUUUUGGCUUGAACCAUGGAAGCAUACAUAAGACUUGGUGCUGCCAAGGAGGCAUGGCAUGUUCUUACAUUUGUGUUUUAGAGCGGCUUUGUCUAUAAAGCCGUGGGCAGCAU